AUGUCUAGCAGAAGGCUUCUCUCCGAUGUCUACAAAACCCGUACUCUUCUUCUCGUUGUUGUUGCCCUGUUUUUGAGUAACUGCUGUGCUAAAACAAGUCCCAAUUGUGUCUCCACUUGUCGAAAUAUCCACAACAUCAGUCACCCAUUUCGAGUGAAAGGAGAUCCAGAAAACUGCGGAAACAAGAAAUACGAACUGGAAUGCGAGCAAGAUCGUCUUGUACUGAACUUGUUUUCCUCUGGAAAUUACUACGUCCACGCAAUCAACUACAACAACUAUACAAUCCGACUAGUGGAUGUUGGCUUACAGCCGGGAAAUUGCUCCUCCCUCCCUCUUUAUUCUUUGUCGGAUCUAAACUUUACUUAUUACGAUGAACCGUAUUCCUUACAUCACUUCGACUAUUUUUAUGGUCAUUUUUUUCGAAUGCAAUGGAAUAUAUCCGUAGCACUAUGGUUAGAUUGCGAAAAGCCAGUGAAAAAUUCUCCAUUGUACAUGGGAUUGGGCAGUAAAACUACUUGUAUUGAAAAUGCAACUUCUUCUUCUUCUUCUUCACUCUCCUCCGGGGACAAGAGGCGCUAUUCUUACUUUUUGUUUGGGACUAACUUAAGAGUUUCAGAUGUGGCGAAUCAGUGCGAAGUAGAUGACAUAAUCAUGACAACGUUGCGCUUGCCAGCUUAUAAAAGUGAAGCAAACAUUUCCUUCUCGGAUUUCCACGAUAAAUUGGAGUAUGGGUUUGAGAUUUCCUGGCUGUCCUCUAUCUGUGAACAAUACCCUGGAAGACUAGCCUAUUGCGAAAUUGGGUCUAAUUACACUGCCACUUGCCACUACUACGAUCCAUUCUCAUUUCUAUUCUCAGGAAACUUGUCCUUUCGACGUGCGUAA
This is a messenger RNA of Rhododendron vialii, 882 nucleotides long. RefSeq lists its product as uncharacterized. The coding region runs from base 1 to 882 and encodes 293 amino acids. The record is from RefSeq and is a predicted model, not a curated record. Gene Ontology annotation, molecular function: polysaccharide binding. Lineage: Eukaryota; Viridiplantae; Streptophyta; Magnoliopsida; Ericales; Ericaceae. The transcript has a single exon.